This is a messenger RNA of Acanthoscelides obtectus, 735 nucleotides long. The record is from the annotation of a GenBank genome assembly. Lineage: Eukaryota; Metazoa; Arthropoda; Insecta; Coleoptera; Chrysomelidae.
AUGGUGGAACUAAAUGGCGAAGAUAUGAAGAGAAAUCCUUUAAAUACUGCAGCAAUUGAUGCUCAAGGAAAACAAGAUUUUGAAAUGAAUGACAGAAUCAGUACUGCAUCAAAACUGUUCAAAGUACUAAACAUCCAGUUUCUUGGCCGGAAGGAGAUCUCAGCGAGAGCGAUGAAGGUCCGCAUCACAGUAUUGGACAAGAACGAUAGCCCGCCCUCUUUCCCAGCACCACUCCGCUUCCAAGUAUCAGAAGAACUACCCGCUGGCCAACCCGUAGCCACUCUGAAGGCUUCUGAUCCUGACACCAUUGGUUCAUUGGAGUACAGUUUGACUAAUGGGAGCGAGCAUUUCUCUUUGGACGCCACGACUGGAGUAUUGAAACUCAAGGAGACUUUGGACAGGGAACAACGGGAUGAGUACCAGUUGGCUGUGAGGUGUAGCGAUGGAGUUCAGUAUACUGAUGCUGUUGUUACUAUUGAGGUCCUGGACACCAAUGACAAUCCACCAGCCUUUCUGGAACCAGCCUACUCUUUUGACAUCCCCGAAAAUGCUGUACGCGGUCACCGUGUGGGAAAAGUGCAGGCUGUGGAUCCAGAUCUAGGAAUCAACGCUCAGUUGACAUAUUCAGUAAUCAGUGACUGGGCGAAUGAUGUAUUUUCGCUGAAUCCUCAAACUGGAGUUUUUACACUGACUGCCAAGUUAGAUUACGAAGAGGUAAGUCUGAUAUGAUUUGGA